AUGUUUGAUAUCCUUAAGAAUAUAACCAGCUGCACUUUUCAGUGUAAGGGCUAUGAUUCACACGAUGUUUUUAGAAGACUACAUCUUUCCGUAAAGAAUGAUAUUCUAAUUGAAAAAGUGGAAAAUGAUCAAUUGCUUAAACCCAAAAAGCUUAAUAUUGGUGUUGCAUCCCAUCCUGGAGAAUUUGAUCAGCUUGCGAAGGGAACCAGUUCUGUUUUGAAAAAUCAAGAUAGAGCAAAAUAUCAGCUUAAUGCUACAAAAGCCUCUUUAGGCAUUCGUAAGAAUUCUGAUUUCUUGGGGGAUUUAGCAAAAAUUUAA
Gilbertella persicaria is the source of this 318-nucleotide messenger RNA. RefSeq lists its product as uncharacterized. NCBI's taxonomy places the organism in Eukaryota, Fungi, Mucoromycota, Mucoromycetes, Mucorales, Choanephoraceae. The record is from RefSeq and is a predicted model, not a curated record. The transcript has a single exon. Bases 1 to 318 code for a protein of 105 amino acids.